UCUCUACUUGAAACAAGAAGGGCGCGACAGAAGCGUGCCGUGCUUUGCCGGUCGGUCGCUCGCUCGCUCGUAUCUACCUCACAAAUCGCAGUUUUAAAGUUCUAAGUUUUUCCCGGGGCAACUUUAACACGGUGUAACUAUGGACGACAAGUUGGAAGCCGUCAAAACGCACAAGGGCGGCGAGGACCCGCUGCCCAACGGCCCGUCCCGCGGCGCCUCUGAGCCUCUCUCCCAGCGUGUGAAGCGGAUAGUCAUGGCCAACCUCCUGGUGAUUCUGACCGUGGCGGGCGUAAUCAUCGGCGUCUUCAUCGGGCUCGGCGUGCGUAACGCGGAGCUCUCCCGUACCCAAAUCAUCUACAUCGGCUUCCCCGGCGAGCUGCUGAUCCGGCUGCUCAAGAUGAUCAUCAUCCCUUUGGUAGUAUGCAGUCUGGUUUCCGGGGCGGCCAGCAUCGACCCCAAAGCACUGGGCAAGCUGGGCGGCUGGGCGAUGCUCUUCUUCCUGGUAACCACGUUGAUCGCGUCGGCCAUCGGGGUGGUGAUGGCCUUCAUCAUUCAGCCGGGCUCCGUGACUUUGACCAAACCUAAAGUGGCCGGCAUGGAUGACAACUUGCCCGAAGCCAAAGAAGUCAUCGACUCUUUUUUAGAUUUGAUCAGGAACAUCUUUCCCUCCAACUUGGUGUCUGCUGCCUUCCAGUCGUAUGCGACAAGCUACAAGUUGGUUAGAGCAAAUGGAACCCAUAACAUAAUGGUGGAGAAGGUGCCCUUUGGAACUGACCAGGAUGGGAUGAAUAUUUUGGGUCUGGUGGUUUUUGCCAUCGUGUUCGGUGUGGCUUUGAGGAAGUUGGGGGAGGAAGGCGAAAUCUUGAUUAAGUUCUUCAACUCCUUCAAUGAAGCGACCAUGGUGCUGGUCUCCUGGAUCAUGUGGUAUGCACCUUUUGGUAUCAUGUUCCUUGUUGCUGGCAAGAUUGUUGAGAUGGAAGAUGUCGGCACACUCUUUGCCAGCCUGGGAAAGUACAUUGCGUGCUGCGUUGUUGGGCACGCUAUACACGGCUUGUUCGUGCUGCCUGCCAUCUACUUUGCCAUCACAAGGAAGAACCCGUACACCUUCUUGUGGGGAAUUUUUACAGCUCUGGCCACAGCCUUUGGAACAGCCUCCAGCUCUGCCACGCUCCCACUGAUGAUGAAAUGCGUGGAAGAAAAUAACGGCAUUUCCAAACAAAUCAGCCGCUUCAUCCUCCCCAUCGGCGCCACUGUCAACAUGGACGGAGCCGCUUGCUUUCAGUGCGUGGCUGCUGUUUUCAUUGCUCAGCUCAACAACUAUUCCCUCAACUUCAUCCAAGUCAUUACCAUCCUCGUGACCGCCACAGCGUCUAGUGUCGGUGCAGCAGGAAUACCCGCUGGCGGGGUGUUGACUCUCGCUAUCAUCCUGGAGGCAGUCAGUUUGCCCACCAAUGAUAUCUCCCUGAUCCUGGCUGUUGAUUGGCUCGUUGACCGCACAUGCACAGUACUGAACGUGGAGGGCGAUGCGUUUGGAGCAGGACUCCUGCAGUUUUUCGUAGACCGCACGGCCAAACGAGAGGAAGAAGCGCAGGCAAGCGAGGCCAACCCCAUCACGCCUGUCCCUGAGCACUCGCCGCUCAUUGAGAUGAAAGGUAUGGAACACAGGGACAACAAAAAUACACACCGGGAUAAUGACUCUGUCAUGUAACUGAGGCGUGGACGUCGUGAAACACUACCGUGGAAACUCCAAGACAUUACGGCUUCAGUACAACAUUUUAAAAAUGUAAGCUGGUGACAUUUGGACAAUCCAUCUCCCCCAAGUAUGCUCCAUGGGGUUAUGUGAAUGUAAAAGAUCAAUGAUUUUCUAUGAGCUAUGUCCCAAAAAGUAAUUUAUUACAGGUACUUUUGCUACAAUUUACACCUGCUCGUCUUUACUGUCACGUCACUGGCCCUGUGCAAAUAUUUAAUUGACGCUAAAAAAAAA
Molecule: messenger RNA, 1984 nt
Organism: Syngnathus acus (greater pipefish)
Lineage: Eukaryota; Metazoa; Chordata; Actinopteri; Syngnathiformes; Syngnathidae
Gene: slc1a5
Product: solute carrier family 1 member 5
Exons: 9
Coding region: 140-1708 (522 amino acids)
Biological process (GO): L-aspartate import across plasma membrane
Cellular component (GO): plasma membrane
Molecular function (GO): neutral L-amino acid transmembrane transporter activity; L-aspartate transmembrane transporter activity; symporter activity
Source: RefSeq, a predicted model, not a curated record